AUGAAUGAGACAAAGUCUACCAACGUCAAGGAGAUGAAGGAUUCACCAUCUUCUACAAUUUCAUCACGCUUCAAGAAGCUCAUUGAAGAUGUUCGGAAGAAAUGGGCGCCUCUUCUGCAAGCCAAAGAGGAUCUGGAUGAUGAGUACAAUUUUGAACCCGGCAGAUACGCCGGGCAGGAUGAUACAAAGAUAGUUCCAAAAUAG
This is a messenger RNA of Penicillium lagena, 204 nucleotides long. RefSeq lists its product as uncharacterized. The transcript has a single exon. The record is from RefSeq and is a predicted model, not a curated record. Bases 1 to 204 code for a protein of 67 amino acids. Lineage: Eukaryota; Fungi; Ascomycota; Eurotiomycetes; Eurotiales; Aspergillaceae.